Aspergillus aculeatus ATCC 16872 is the source of this 1308-nucleotide messenger RNA. RefSeq names its product Tm-1-like ATP-binding domain-containing protein. The record is from RefSeq and is a predicted model, not a curated record. NCBI's taxonomy places the organism in Eukaryota, Fungi, Ascomycota, Eurotiomycetes, Eurotiales, Aspergillaceae. Bases 1 to 1308 code for a protein of 435 amino acids. The transcript has a single exon.
AUGACAGACCACCCUACCAUCCUCCUAAUCGGCACCUGCGAUACCAAAUGGGCGGAACUGCAACACACGCGCCAGCAACUGCUCUCAUCCCCCGUCCACCCCAGCCCAUCCGUUAUACUCCUCGACAUCGGGCGUGAGCCUUCUCAUCAUGACGAAAUCACCAUCCCCCACCCCUCCCUCCCCUCCCAGUUCGACAUCGACAUCAACAACGACGACCAUGAACCCAAAGACUGGGCCUCGCUCCCACGCCAAUCCUACCUCGAAGCCGCCACCGCGCGCACCCGGCGCACCAUCGCCCACCUACGCACCCUCAACCAGCUGCAUGGCAUCCUCGCCCUCGGCGGCAGCUGCGGCACCACCGUCGCGACAGCGGCAAUGCGCGCCGCCUGCCCCAUCGGGUUCCCGAAGGUGAUGGUCUCCACCAUGGCCAGCGGGGACAUCGGGCCCUACGUCGAGGAAACCGACCUGACCAUGAUGUACAGCGUCGUCGACAUCGCCGGCACCAAUUCCAUUUUGACUAGAAUCCUGGAUAACGCCGCAGCAGCCGCCGCCGCGAUGGCCGCCGUGCAGUUCCGGCGCGAGCAGCAGCAGCAGCAGCACCCCCAAGACGACCCAACCGCCGCCCCCAAACGCAUCGGAAUCACCAUGUUCGGCGUGACCACCCCCUGCGUCACUGAGAUCCAGACCCUGCUAGCUGCCUCCCCCACCGCCGCGGAAGUCUUCAUCUUCCACGCCACGGGCGCCGGCGGGAAAGCCAUGGAGCGGUUGAUCCGGGAAGGCCGGCUGGAUGCCGUGAUCGAUCUGACCACUUCCGAGGUGGUCGACGAGCUGGUCGGCGGGGUGCUCUCCGCUGGUCCGGAGCGGUUGGAUGCCGCGGCGGCGAUGGGGAUCCCGCAGGUGGUCAGUGUGGGCGCCUGCGAUAUGGUGAAUUAUGGCCCGCCGGGGACGGUGCCGGAGCGGUUUAGGGGAAGGCGGAUCUGGGAGCAUAAUCCUACUGUCACGUUGGUGAGGACAUCCCCUGAAGAAAAUCAGGAGGUGGGGGGGUUUCUGGUGGGGAAGUUGAGGAGGGCCAAGGUGCCGGAGAAGGUGGUUGUCGUGCUGCCGACACGGGGGUUGAGUAUGUUGGAUGUGGAGGGGGGGGUGUAUUGGGAUCCGGAGGCGGAUGGGGUGCUGUUUCGGACGGUGGAGGAGGGGUUGAAGGGGUCUGGGGUGGAGGUGGUCAGGAGGGAGGAGGAGGUCAAUGAUCCGGCGUUUGCGAGGGGGCUGGUGGAGGCGUUGGGGAGGGUGAUGGGUUGUCAGUUGGUUUGA